CUAAUAUUGAAAUGUUGCAUAGAAAAUAAUUAACUAUUCAACUAGGAUUAAAAUCUCGAUAAUCCUCUCCAUCUUCCUAAGGAUCUGAAACUCCAAAACAUAAGAAAUCUAAUUCUUACAUGUAAUUUUCACCUAAAUUGGAUUGUAAUAAUGGAUUAUCAUUUGUAAAUGAGAUUAAGGAAGUCAAAAUUACAUCUCCAAGAACCGAAGACCUAUAGUCACCAAAGUCAUAGUCUCUUAAAUAGAUCAAAUUUAAUAACAUUUAAAAAGAAGAACAAAUGAAAAAGAGUCAAUUUAGUAAGACUAAAAGUGAUGAUUUUAUUUGAAUUUAUUUGC
Messenger RNA from Paramecium primaurelia, 336 nucleotides. NCBI's taxonomy places the organism in Eukaryota, Ciliophora, Oligohymenophorea, Peniculida, Parameciidae. The record is from the annotation of a GenBank genome assembly.